AGGCGGGACCGAAAGGGGACGGGACGGACCGGAAGAGGCGGUAGGAAGGGAGGAGGCGGUCAUGGCGCAGCAGCGAGUGCUGCCGCAGAGUAAAGAGACCCUGCUGCAGUCCUACAACAAGCGCCUCAAGGAUGAUGUCAAAUCCAUUAUGGAUAACUUCACCGAGAUCAUUAAGACCGCUAAGAUUGAGGAUGAAACUCAAGUCUCUCGAGCAACCCAGAGUGAACAAGAUAACUAUGAGAUGCAUGUCAGAGCUGCAAACAUUGUUCGAGCUGGUGAGUCCUUGAUGAAACUGGUGUCUGACCUGAAGCAGUUCUUGAUCCUCAAUGAUUUCCCCUCUGUAAAUGAGGCCAUCAACCAGCGCAACCAGCAGCUGAGAAGCUUGCAGGAGGAAUGUGACAAGAAGUUGAUUGCGCUACGGGAUGAGAUCUCCAUUGACCUGUAUGAGCUAGAAGAAGAAUAUUACUCUUCCAGCUACAGUCUAUGUGACAGCAAUGAUCUACCACUGUGCGAAGCCUACUGGAGGGAAGACUUUGACACGCUGUCUCCUGAAAGCCUCUCCAUGCCUCUGACAACUGCCACAGCAGAGCAGAGUGUUGCUACCUCUCAGAGCUCAACCCCAUCACACCCCCACGUGAACGGGCAUGGGGCAGGCCCGACAGACCACUCCUGAAGAGGAUUCUUUGCUGCUGGACACAUUCCUCCUGGUGGCACUGAAGAAGUCUUCCACCUGCUGUGCUGAGCAAGCAUCUCCCCAUCGGGACAAUGCACUGGAGCUGUAUUUGCAGGUUUCUGCUCACUGGAUAGCCACAGUGCUUUCUCCAUGCCUGGGACAUUGCCAUGAGUGUUCCUCUCACUUAAAGUGAUAAGUGAAUACAAAGCUGAUUAUUCUAACAACUUAGAGGUAAGUUUGGUUUUCCAUGACAGUUACAUGUGGAGUUGAGUAGAAAACUAGUGUUUGUUUCCAUUUGAAUUUCACAAUAAGUACAUUGUGGAGUGCUGGUAGUUGAAUUUGGUUGGUUUAGAAAACUUGAGCCAAAUCUGAGGAUAGUAACUGUUCUGGGCCUCUUUACUCAAUUUCUUAUGUUUAGUGAUGUUCUGGCUGCUUUAAAGCUUUCUCAGGAUGCCAUCAGACAACCUGUAACACUUAAGUAGGAAUCCUGCAGUAUUUUUCACUCAGUAUUCUUCACUGUCAAAGUGCUUCACAAACUUGAACUUUUUGCUGUGAAUCGUUUAAGAGGAGGCUCUCCAGGAGACCUGUAUUGAAAAGCAGUGUUAUUCCUUUUGGGAAGCAGAAGGCAAACAGAAUCAGACUGAGGUGUUAAUAAUGUGACUUGCUGAAGGCUACGGAUAGAAGCAUGAGCACACUUUGAUUAGGCUGAUUCCAAUGGUUACACAAAGCUUUCUAUUAACAUAGCUUGAACUAAUGUUUGUAUUCUUGAACAGCUUCAUCUAAUGAAAUUUUGGACAACUUAGGUGUGUGGAACAGAGGGGGUUGCUCAGUUUCCUUCCAGAUAAUCUUGGUGCUUUGUCUGCAGCUGUUGGGCAGCGCGGUUUUUCUGCCCUUUAUCUCUGCAGUUGUUCUGAGUUGACCCUAAGAGUGCAUUGUAGGGAAUAGAGUUGGGCUGAAAUGUGGCUAUGGCAGCUGUAUUACCGACAGACAGUUCAGUAGAGCUUCCCCAGCAUUCUGCCGUAAUGUCUUGUUUGUGAGAAUGUGAGUUUGGUGUACUUUCUGUUCUACUUUCCUUCCAUUCCAUUAUUUUUUUCCUUUUUGUAAUUAGGUGGUUUAAUAAAUAAUUCUUUAAUAUCA
Molecule: messenger RNA, 1810 nt
Organism: Lagopus muta (rock ptarmigan)
Lineage: Eukaryota; Metazoa; Chordata; Aves; Galliformes; Phasianidae
Gene: MED22
Product: mediator complex subunit 22
Exons: 4
Coding region: 62-673 (203 amino acids)
Biological process (GO): regulation of transcription by RNA polymerase II
Cellular component (GO): mediator complex
Molecular function (GO): transcription coregulator activity
Source: RefSeq, a predicted model, not a curated record